AUGUUCAUGUGUGGUUUUGUACAGCUCGAUCUCAAGAUUCCCGAACACGAUACGAGCGACAGCUCUUUACUAGAUCAAUCAAUGGAGGAUUUAAAAUUUUUCGGCGGAUCGGAGUGCUGCUGAGCCCUAGUGUGUUCUCCCCGUUUUGGCCUUGCCGGUUGCCGCGGGGCGGCGGGGCCUCUCUAUAUAUAGCGCCCCGGUCUCGCCGCAUUGCUUCGUCACUCGAGCUCGAGCGAUCCCACUCCCGAUCAGCAGCUGAUCGCUCACUCUUGCAGCUCGAUCAUUCUUUAGCUGCUCUAGCUCUAGCCCUAGCUAGUAGCUAGCCACUCGGUCGUGUAGUCAUCAGCCUUCUGAUCGUCACCCAUGGCCACUGCCGAGCCUCCUGCGUUAAUAACCACGGAGGAUGCUAAGAUUAAUUUGUACUCGCGCCGUGCGUGCACGUGUGCGCAGGUCCAGACCCCGACCGUCGUGGCGACCGAGGAAGCGCCGGCGGUGGAGACCCCGGCUCCGCCCGCCGUCGUGCCCGAGGAGGCUGCCCCCGCCGCCGAGGCCAAGGUGGAGGAGCCAGCUGCCCCGGCGGAGACCGAGCCAGCUGCCGCCGCUGAGCCCGAGGCGGCCCCCGUGGAGGCGGAGGAAGAGACGCCAAAGGAGGCGGAGCCGGAGCCGGCGGCGGCUGGAGAGGUGAAGGAGGAAGCGGCAGCGCCCGCUGCCGAGACAGAAGCAGAACCAGCAGCCGCUGAGCCCGAGGCUGCUGCUGCGGAGGAGGAGCCCGCGGCGGCCGAGCCGGCCGCUGAGGAGCCCGAGAAGGCCGAGCCGGCCGCUGAGGUGGCCGAGAAGGCCAGCGAGUGAGGCCGUGCGCCGUGCGCGCACUGCGGCGGCGGACAGCGGGUCGGGAGAUCGAUGGCUCAGCGCGCGCGCGCCUACAUGGCACGGGCUUGCUGUUCAGUACAACGCGAACGUGACGGUUUCUCUCCAUCUCUGUGUGUGUGACAGUGUGUCGUAGCUAUAGCAGUGGCUGUCGCGUGGACUGCCCGGUGCGGACUGCGAGUGACAUGGGCUAAAUAAAGUGUGCGUCGUCUGGUCUGGUGGUGGUAGUGGGGCGCGGUGCCCCAUGUGUGCCGCUGCAGCUUGUGUCUCUGUUUUGCUUCAUGUUCUCUGUCUAUCUACUCUCAUGUAUGGCAGUUUGGGUGAUCUUCUUUAUAGAUGCAGCCAGUUGUUCAUCGGCAAA
This is a messenger RNA of Zea mays, 1228 nucleotides long. RefSeq lists its product as uncharacterized. Lineage: Eukaryota; Viridiplantae; Streptophyta; Magnoliopsida; Poales; Poaceae. The coding region runs from base 364 to 849 and encodes 161 amino acids. The record is from RefSeq and is a predicted model, not a curated record. The transcript is spliced from 2 exons.